AUGGGAGGAAACAGCUGAUUGUGGUUCAGGAAACUUUUCAAUAGAAGAAAAAGUCCAGGUCUUUGAGCUUUAGUGGCUGUCUCAGGGAUCAGUUUGAAGGACUUUUUUGUGAAUGGUACUAACAAGACUUCUGCCCUCAAGAGUGAGGCCAGGACUUCGGUCUCUGCUGAUCUCAAGCAGGAGGAUGUCCUCCAGCGCACCCGAGGUAAUACUAGAGGAUGUGGGGGACAAAGGCCUGAUUACCCUGAACAGACCGAAGGCCCUCAAUGCCCUCAACCUCAACAUGGUGCGACUCAUCUACCCGAAGCUGAAGGAAUGGGAGAAUACUAAGUCCAUGGUCAUUAUCAAAGGGACAGGAGAAAAGGCCUUCUGUGCCGGUGGAGACGUGCGAUCCAUUGUGGAGGGGAAAACCAAUGGUUCUGAGAUUGGGCCAGAUUUCUUCCGGGAAGAGUACAUGCUCAACUGCCUUAUUGGAACCCUUCAUAUUCCAUACAUUGCUCUAAUUGAUGGUAUCACAAUGGGUGGUGGUGUAGGGUUGUCUGUUCAUGGAAAUUAUCGAGUCGCCACAGAACGAACCCUUUUUGCAAUGCCGGAGACUGCCAUUGGGCUCUUCCCAGAUGUCGGAGGUUCUCAUUUCCUACCUCGACUGGGAGGACGAUUAGGGAUGUAUUUAGCUCUCACAGGUCACAGACUAAAAGGAAGAGAUGUACUGAAAGCAGGUGUUGCCACUCAUGUGUGCGAUGCUGCAAGAAUAGGGCAGUUGGAGGAGACAUUGCUGAAGUUGAACUCUCCAUACCCAGAGGAUAUUACACAAGUCAUUGAGAGCUUCCACAAAGAGUCCACCUUCAGUAAAGAUGUGCCAUUCUCACUACAGCCCAUGCUACCAAAGAUCAAGGCUUGUUACUCUGCUGGUAGUGUUGAGGAGAUCAUUUCAAACCUUGAGAAGGAUGGAUCAGAAUGGGCACAAAAGCAACUGCAGAUCCUGAGCAAAAUGUCCCCUACCUCCUUAAAGGUGACUUUUGAACAGUUAGAACGAGGAGCGCACCUUACCCUCCAGGAGUGCCUUACCAUGGAGUUGCGAAUGGUUUGGCGGUUCUACCAUGAUCAUGACUUCAGUGAAGGUGUAAGAGCACUGCUGAUUGACAAAGACCAGAAUCCCAAGUGGAAACCAGCCACCUUGCAGGAUGUUCCUACCACCGAGACAAUCAACCGAUACUUUGCUCCCCUUCCACCUGAAAAUGAACUUGUUUUUUAAAGAUGGUUUAGUAUCUUAAUGCAACAGUUGGUUAAUUGUCAGUGGGUUGUAGAUAUUCGUGAAGCUUUGGAAAUAGGUAAUGGCAGUGAAAAAGAAGUUACAGUGGUAAUAUAUUUUUUUAACAGCAAUGAGCGGUUUGAAAUCAUACCUGUACAGUAGUGAUUUUAUUGCAGUACCAUAUUUCAUCCUUCUUUCAUGAUGUUAUUUGUAAGAGGAUUGUUGUUUAUGUUGUUUUUAAAUGCGUGAUAUGUCAAGAAAUUUCCAUAAAGAAUUUACUGUAUGCUUGAAUCCUUUUUAACAAAAAAUACAGGUAUGUUUGCCCUGGAUGAAUGGACCGCCAAAAUUAUCCCCCUAAAAAGUGUCUAAAGUAUUCAUAUUCCUUUCUAUUUUUUCUAUCUUGAGCACACAUAAAGAUCUUUGCUAUUUCUUUAGGGUUUGCUCUUUUGAAAAUUCAUUAGAAAUUGAGAAAAUGUUUGUUGGGUUAGUCUCUUUUUUUUUUUUUUAUAUAUAUAACAAUUAUUAUCAUUAAGAAUACUUGAAUUAAUAUGAAAUGUGGUCAAAAGUAAAUAACUGUAUGCAUUGCAAGUCCAUGUUUUAAAUUGUAAAAUGAGUUGUGGUUGUGUGGUGACUGGUAACUGGUUCCUUUUUUUUUUCUCCUGUUUAACAAGUGUAGUUAGCAGUGAUACUGUAGGGUCACAUGUAUGUACAAAUGUUUUCUCAGUUUGUAUUUAAUAUUUGUAGGAUUUAGUCAUUUUGAAAAUCUUCCAAUAGACUGACAAGAUUUCUCAUCUUGUGUUUGUGUGUUGAGUAUCAGUAUUGUGUAAUUAUUCAGUGGUAUAUAAAAUGGUCUUAUUUGGUUCUUCACAAAUUGGAAAAAAAGGCAGAAAGAAAAAUGAAGAAAGAAGAUUGCAGAUUAAAUCAACUUGGCAUUGGUAUUACAUAGUGUAACCUGUAAAAUUGUCUUUUGUUUGUGGUCAUCCUAAAUAAAAUAGAUUUGUCUUUUACAGAAUUUGUUCAUUUAUGUACAUCUGUCACUAAUUUGCCUGUGGCAGCCAAAAAAAAAAGGAAAUGACAUGAAGAAAUAAAAAUAAACAAAU
Messenger RNA from Penaeus chinensis, 2352 nucleotides. RefSeq names its product 3-hydroxyisobutyryl-CoA hydrolase, mitochondrial-like (gene Hibch). Gene Ontology annotation, biological process: L-valine catabolic process. The record is from RefSeq and is a predicted model, not a curated record. Gene Ontology annotation, molecular function: 3-hydroxyisobutyryl-CoA hydrolase activity. Bases 113 to 1255 code for a protein of 380 amino acids. Lineage: Eukaryota; Metazoa; Arthropoda; Malacostraca; Decapoda; Penaeidae. Gene Ontology annotation, cellular component: mitochondrion. The transcript is spliced from 9 exons.